CCCAGUGUCUCAAUCCGGCUCGAGGUUUGUCUUUCCUGUUUGACACAGUCUCCUAGUCCUCACCUGGAUCCCUUAGUGGCCAGGCUACAGGCAAUGGAGUCGCCAAAUCCCAACCAAAGACUUCCGCAGUCCUCCAGGACCUAUCACUCGCGCCAAACUCGCCAAAAAUGUCGCCAAAUGCGUUCAACGCUUCAUCCAGGAGCGACAAACGCAACCUCUGGAAGACGAUGCGGAUCCUCGGUGGAGAGUGGGUACAGGUCACAGCCAAAUCAAGCUGGAGGACUUGAUUCUUGUCAGCAUUCACCAUGUAUCAAUGGGCAGCUGGCAACCACACUUGAGAUUGAUGCGCCCGCUCUGAGUCACUCCAGUAUAUACAAUCCAGACAUCUCGCUGUCCACCUGGCGUGGCGCUGUACUUUUACAUUUGCAUUGCUGUCCUCCA
This is a messenger RNA of Mycena citricolor, 441 nucleotides long. The record is from the annotation of a GenBank genome assembly. NCBI's taxonomy places the organism in Eukaryota, Fungi, Basidiomycota, Agaricomycetes, Agaricales, Mycenaceae.